CUCCCUCUUCCUCUCUCUCCCUCUCUCUCCGUGCGCAGCAGUUGCGCUGGACGCAACAUCAAAGCUUACGUCCACGUAACGUGCACCUCUCAUUCACCCCUUUGCUUUCUUCUCUCUCUCCAAAUCUUUCCCUCCGCCAUGGCCUUCAAGCCUGCUGCCACUGGCGCGUCGGCGUCUAAUAGCUCAGCGUCAAAGUCUGCGAGGCAGCUCAAUGAAUACCAACUCGGAGACUCGCUCGGGAAGGGCGCGUUUGGUCAAGUCUAUCGCGCAUUGAAUUGGGCUACAGGCGAGACGGUCGCUGUCAAGGAAAUUCAGCUUGCCAAUAUUCCCAAGGGAGAGCUGGGAGAAAUUAUGUCUGAAAUCGAUCUGCUCAAGAAUCUCAAUCAUGCCAAUAUUGUAAAAUACAAAGGUUUCGUCAAAACACGAGAAUUUCUGUACAUCAUCCUCGAAUUUUGUGAGAACGGGUCAUUGCAUAACAUAUGCAAGAAAUUUGGGAAAUUUCCGGAGAAUCUGGUCGCUGUAUAUAUUUCUCAAGUGCUCGAGGGAUUAGUCUACCUGCACGACCAGGGCGUGAUCCAUCGUGAUAUCAAAGGUGCUAAUAUCCUUACGAACAAAGACGGAUGUGUCAAACUUGCCGACUUUGGUGUUGCCAGUAAUGCAGCUGGCGCGACCGCGAACAACGAUGUGGUGGUGGGAAGCCCAUAUUGGAUGGCACCCGAAGUCAUUGAGCAGUCUGGGGCAACGACAGCAUCUGACAUUUGGAGUGUCGGCUGCCUUGUAAUUGAAUUGCUUGAGGGAAAGCCUCCGUAUCACUUCCUUGAUCCCAUGCCCGCGUUGUUUAGGAUUGUCCAGGACGACUGUCCUCCGAUUCCUGAGGGUGUUUCACCUAUUGUCAAGGACUUUUUAUACCACUGCUUCCAAAAGGACGUAAAUCUCCGAAUCUCAGCCAAGAAGCUACUUCGGCAUCCAUGGAUGGUGUCUGCCAGGAAGCAGAUGGGUCUUGACACUAAUGCGGACAAGAAGGGUAAGGAAGGCGAGAAAGAUAAUACACGCCGUCCUGUGAGCAAUUACAAUUAUGACGAGGCUGUACAGAAGGUACAGGAGUGGAAUGAGGCUUUAAAAUCUCCACGCUCUUCAACAAAAUUGAACGGUAGUAGGCCAUCUUCUAUGCAUGAUGUAAAUGGACGGCAUUCACCGUCGCCAUCGCCAUCACCCGUCAUGCCACCUCAUAGCCCCACUAUAACGUCUUCCUCGAGUGGAUCGCGAACAGUGACCCAGGCCGGGUGGAAAAAUGGCACCGCGGUCCCGAAACCCGUUUUUACCGCUGCAGUUAUGAGUGGUCCCUUGGGCUUGAUUGAGAAAGGAAACAGGGAUUCAUUGCCCAUGGCCUUGCAGGAACCUGAGGAACAGACGGACAACUGGGAUGAUGACUUCGAGGAAGGCAUCUCAUUGACGAAGUUGCACAACUUGGACAAGUCGGCGGCCGAAGAGGAGAAACACGAAGGUGACGAUAAUGCGCGAACCAUUCGUCCUCUCCGAAGCCCAUCGAUGUCAAACAAGCUGGCGUUGGCGGCGCCGCCACCUGCAGAUAUGACCCCUAUAGUCGAAGAUUAUUCUGAUCUUGCCGCGGAAGAAGAUGAUGUCUUUCAAGGCAAAGUUGCCGAUUUCAAGCUGAAGAACGGCUCGCGCCGCGGCCUUUUCCACCCAAACGAUAUUCAGACAAUUGGCCUCGGCCCGUCGUCUCCAGGUCCACGUACAGCUCCUCUUCUGGAGUCGCCUGCAGAGAAUACACGUCCAGCAAGAGUCAGCCCCGUGUCUCGAUCAAAUUCGUCUUCGCGACCUGGAUCACAUUCGAGAUCUUCUUCGUUCACAGGAUCUAUUGGACGGGCCAAGUCGAUUGGGAGAGCAGAAGCGAUUCAGGUUGCGCAGAGUCAGGAGUUUGAUAAGUAUGCGGAAGAGCCGGAUGAAGACUAUGAUGAUAUCUUCGGAAAAUCGAGCGGUCCAGUUUUGGAGCAGGUCACACAGUCGCUCAAGCUCAAUACACGUCUAUCUGACAAAUCAUGGCUGGGCGACGAUGAUCUGGAUGAGGAGGAUCCUUUCGCAGAAAUCGAGGAGGAAUAUGAUGAAGACGACCUUGAGGCUAACCUACAGCGAGACAAGCUUGCUCGCUUGACUGGUCUCGUCAACCAGAUGAUCGAUGAGCUCACUCCAUCCGCUCCCGACUUCCAACUUAGAGACGCAUGCGACCAGCUUAUUGGCAUCUUGCUCGAAGUACCAGAAAUGCAAGGUCAACUCGUUUCUGCGCAUGGUAUGUUAGCCAUACUCGAAGUGUUGGAGGCGAAGUCUUCAUCUCGUGAUGUAACUACGAAGCUAUUGCGGAUCAUCAAUUUGUUAGUGACUACUCACAUGGGCUUCCUGGAGAGUUUCUGUCUAAUUGGCGGCAUUCCUGUCAUGAUGGACUUUACCUCAAAGAGGUUUUCAUCGGAAUGUCGUCUUGAAGCUUCACACUUCAUUAGCCUGCUGUGCCACACGUCGGUAUUGACGCUUCAGAUGUUCAUUGCCUGCCGAGGGCUGAAAAUCCUCGUCGAUCUGCUAGAUGAAGACUUCGUUGAGCAGAGGGACCUCGUAGUACACGCUCUCGACGGAAUCGGUAACGUCUUUGAACUGCAGAGCCCGACACCAAAAAACGAUUUCUGCCGGAUGUUCAUCAAAGAGGGCUUAUUGAAUCCAUUGUCGUCGGCGCUCAUGAAUAUUAUGGCGGCCGAUCCUGAAACCUCGGCAGCGUUGAAGUCCAAGAUCAUUCAAAUUAUUUUGGUCUUUUGCCAGGUUUCGCAAUCGGACGUGCAUGUACGCAAUGCUCUCGGCACUCGGAUGGUUGUAAGACGUGUUAUGCGAGCUUGCGAGUUGCUUGAGCCGGAAUAUCUUGUGCAAAUGCUGAAGGCUGUAAAACAUCUGUCGAUGAACGCGUCCCUGUUGGAGGUCCUUCAAAAUGCAAAUGCAAUUGAGAUUUUGGUGCGGAUUCUGGAUGAGCAUAGCUCAGACCUUCACAGCACGGAAAUAUCGAAUCACAUAUUCCAGACGUGUUAUAAUCUCUGCCGUCUAAACAAGGCCAGGCAAGAAGAGGCUGCACAAGCUGGUAUAAUACCAUGCUUGAAGCGUGUUGCUCAAUCGGGUUCACCUCUAAAGCAAUUUGCCCUUCCGAUCCUUUGUGAUCUCGCAAGUGCAACGAAGAGUUGCAGGACGUUGUUGUGGCAGCAUGAUGGAUUAUCCUUGUAUUUGAACCUCUUAGGAGAUCCGUAUUUCCAGGUUAGCGCGUUGGAAGCCAUUUUAUCAUGGUUGCAGGAUGAAACCGCGAGAGUGGAAGACGUACUGAUCAAGGAAUCAUCGCUUGACGCACUCGUCAAGUGCUUUGUCGCCGCCAAAACAAAUUCGUUUGAGAAUCUUCUGGAUCCUUUCCUGAAGAUCUGUCGUCUGUCAAAGACAAUCACUCUGGGGAUUGCAAAAUCGCAGUUCUUCCAGCGUCUCAUUGACAGGCUGAAUCACAGCAAGGCCGUCGUCCGAUUGAACCUUCUACGAUUGCUAAAGGCUAUCUGCGACGUUCAUCCUAACCGAUCCGCGUUAGUCGAGAAGUAUGGGAUCUACGAGAUCGUGGAGAAACUCAGCAAGCAAGAUAACGCUGUGUUGGUUCGGGAGCUUGCGCGUGAAAUCAUGCCAUCUCUUGCACCGGUGUUGAAACCCGUUCCCAGUCGUAAUGGUCGGACUGGUGAACUUGCGCCGAAGAUUGGUAUUACGCCACGGAGGCGGCCACGACGUGCAGCGUCUGAUGUGUCGGCAACAUUGGAUUCGGCUCCACGAUUCGGGGGUAGCCUGGUUACACCCCGGACUCAAAGUGCGGGUACGAAGAAUAAUAACAGGACCUAUUCGAGGCAGAAACUCGGUGACAUUACUUGGAAUACGGAAGCACGGUAAAUGCUGGACAGGACAGCCAUUGUUAUAAAUUAAUUUGCUCUCGUUCUUUCAUUUUAUUUUCUUGUCCAAACUUCACAAAACUCGACACUCCUUUUUGGGUUUCUAUUCUAUCAGUAUUAUGUAGCACACGCUCUUUCCCUUCUAGUCGUGAUAUUUACUACGCUCGCUGUCGAUUGUUUGCAUUCAUCUCUCACAGUUAGGAUAAUUUGCACUCUAUAUUAAUUUGCACUCC
Molecule: messenger RNA, 4201 nt
Organism: Fomitiporia mediterranea MF3/22
Lineage: Eukaryota; Fungi; Basidiomycota; Agaricomycetes; Hymenochaetales; Hymenochaetaceae
Exons: 20
Coding region: 139-3969 (1276 amino acids)
Biological process (GO): protein phosphorylation
Cellular component (GO): cytoplasm
Molecular function (GO): ATP binding; protein serine/threonine kinase activity
Source: RefSeq, a predicted model, not a curated record